This is a messenger RNA of Nerophis ophidion (straightnose pipefish), 4814 nucleotides long. Its product is annotated as zinc finger protein 501-like. Gene Ontology annotation, biological process: regulation of transcription by RNA polymerase II. Lineage: Eukaryota; Metazoa; Chordata; Actinopteri; Syngnathiformes; Syngnathidae. The transcript is spliced from 2 exons. The coding region runs from base 191 to 1510 and encodes 439 amino acids. The record is from RefSeq and is a predicted model, not a curated record. Gene Ontology annotation, cellular component: nucleus. Gene Ontology annotation, molecular function: RNA polymerase II cis-regulatory region sequence-specific DNA binding; DNA-binding transcription activator activity, RNA polymerase II-specific.
CCGCCAUUAAACCAAAGAAGAAGAAGACAAAUAAGUAAUAUGGCGGACUUUACAAAAGAAGUUGAACAUUGUACGAUCUUACAGACACGUAGAUUUUCAAAAGAUUCGUCUUUUCAAAGUCUGUGAAACGGAAGUUGUGUUUGGAGCCUUGCGGCGAUAUCUGAAGUGAAGAUUGAAGACGUGAUAGAAGAUGGACGACUACUGCUAUGCUAAGAUGGUGACGUCAUGUCAAAGAGAACAUGAAAGACAAUCAGAAACUUCCAGCAAAUCACCAACGGAGAUAAAGACGGAAGAUGACGACGUCCAGCAGAUGAUUGGUCAUUCAGAAGAAGUUUCCCCUCAGUCAGGGGGGAGCUCCACUUUGAAGCAGGAGACUCCACAACCACCACAAAUUAAAAAGGAAGAGGAGGAACUCUGGAUCACUCAGGAGGGAGAGUGUCUUCUUGGACCACAGGAGGCUGAUCUUACCAAGUUUCCACUGACUGUUGUCUCUGUGAAGACUGAAGAUGAUGAAGAGAAACCACAAGUAGACAACCUCUUAGCUCCACUAUCAGAUAGUGAGGCUGAAGACGAGGUUGAAGUGACUUUGAGCGGCGAUACAGACUGUGAAGAUGAUAUGAGGACUCAGAAUGACAACAAACACUCUGAAUGUUCUAAAAAGAAGACCAGUAAAACAUGCUCAAUUUGUGCUAAAAACUUUUCAAAAAAGAGCGAUUUGACUCAACACAUGAGACUUAACACGGGAGAAAAUCAAUUUAAUUGUUCAGAAUGUGGUAAAAGUUGCACUUCAAAGAUCAGUUUGGGCAAACACAUGAAAACUCACACUGCAGAGAAAAACUUCAAAUGUUCAGUUUGUGGUAAAGGCUUCACUGGAAAGAGCCUUGUGACUCGACACAUGAAAACGCACACCGGAGAAAAAACUUUUAAAUGUUCAGUCUGCCAUAAAGGCUUUUCCCAAAAGACCCACGUGACGGAACACAUGAAAACGCACACUGGAGAAAAAACAUUUCAUUGUUCGGUCUGUGGGAAAGACUUUUCUCGAAAGAGCCUGUUGACUCGACACACGAAGACGCACACCGGGGAAAAACCGUUCAAUUGUUCAGUUUGCGGCAAAGGCUUCUCUUUGAAGUUCUGUUUGACCAAUCACAUGAGAACUCACACCGCGGGAAAAACAUUUAAAUGUUCAGUUUGCGGUAAAGGCUUUCCUGGAGAGAGCCUCAUGACUCAACACAUGAAAACGCAUGCUGGGGAAAUUGCGUUGAAAUGUUCGGUGUGUGGGAAAGACUUUUCUCAAAAGGCCCCGACGGAAGAGCAGAUGAAAACGCACACUGGAGGAAAAACGCUUGAUUGUUCAGUAUGUGGCAACAGCUUUUAUUUCAAGUUCAGUUUGGCCAAACUGCAGAACUCGCGCAGGAGAAAAAACAUCAACUGUUCAGUUUGUGGCGAAAGCUUUUCUGGAAAACAAGGUUUGACUCGGCACAUGAGAACACACAGUGGAGAAAAAACCUAAUUCAAUCAACCAAUCAAUCAAUGUUUACUUAUAUAGCCCUAAAUCACUAGUGUCUCAAAGGGCUGCACAAACCACUACGACAUCCUCGGUAGGCCCACAUAAGGGCAAGGAAAACUCACACCCAGUGGGACGUCGGUGACAAUGAUGACUAUGAGAACCUUAGAGAGGAGGAAAGCAAUGGAUGUCGAGCGGGUCUAACAUGAUACUGUGAAAGUUCAAUCCAUAAUGGAUCCAACACAGUCGCGAGAGUCCAGUCCAAAGAGGAUCCAACACAGCAGCGAGAGUCCCGUUCACAGCGGAGCCAGCAGGAAACCAUCCCAAGCGGAGGCGGAUCAGCAGCGCAGAGAUGUCCCCAGCCGAUACACAGGCAAGCAGUACAUGGCCACCGGAUCGGACCGGACCCCCUCCACAAGGGAGAGUGGGACAUAGGAGAAAAAUAAAAGAAACGGCAGAUCAACUGGUCUAAAAAGGGAGUAGAAAUCUGCGUUCAAAGGACUCCGGCUUGUUAGUGAUUCCCAAAGCCCAAAAAAAGUCUGCGGGCUAUAGAGCGUUUUCCGUUCGGGCUCCAGUACUCUGGAAUGCCCUCCCGGUAACAGUUGGAGAUGCCACCUCAGUAGAAGCAUUUAAGUCUCACCUUAAAACUCAUUUGUAUACUCUAGCCUUUAUACUCCCCUUUUUCUUUGUGUGGUAAAAGCUUUUUUUCCAGGUCAGGUUUUAAACAACACUUAAUUUAACACAUUGGAGAGCAAAAACACCAUUUAGUUGUUCAGGCACAUUUUUUGUUAUCACAUGAGGAGUCUGGUAUCAUCCACAAAUCUGUGUGUUUAAAUGUGUUACCAUAGUAUCCUUCUAAGGCAAUCUCUCAAAGCAAACUAAGCAUUAAAUCACACCUGGGCGAAUUAAGGCCCGGGGGCCACUUUUCAAUCUGGCGAGCCGGACAUUCCCAAAUUUUUGGGGGGGGAUCUUUAAGAUAGAAAGUGUAGCUGCCAUUAUGAUGUGCAGUCAUGUUUUCUAAUGACCGUAAGUCUUGAAUUAUACUAAGUAGUUCAAUGGUUGGAAUCGGCGCUUAUGGAUGAUAUACCAGUUACUAUGGUUAUUAUACAAACCCCGUUUCCAUAAAAGUUGGGAAAUUGUGUUAGAUGUAAUUGUAAAUAUGAACGGAAUACAAUGAUUUGCGAAUCCUUUUUAACCCAUAUUCAAUUGAAUGUACUACAAAGACAAGAUAUUUGAUGUUCAAACUUUUUUUUGCAAAUAAUAAUUAACUUAGAAUUUCAUGGCUGCAACAUGUGCCAAAGUAGUUGGGAAAGGGCAUGUUCACCACUGUGUUACAUCACCUUUUCUUUUAACAACACUCAAUGAACGUUUGGGAACUGAGGAAACUAAUUGUUGAAGCUUUGAAAGUGGAAUUCUUUACCAUUCUUGCUUGAUGUACAGCUUAAGUUGUUCAACAGUCCGGGGUCUUGUUGUCGUAUUUUACGCUUCAUUAUGCGCCACACAUUUUUGAUGGGAGACAUGUCUGGACUGCAGGCGUGCCAGGAAAGUACCUGCACUUUUUUAUUACGAAGCCACGCUGUUGUAACACGUGGCUUGGCAUUGUUUUGCUGAAAUAAGCAGGGGCGUCCAUGAUAACGUUGCUUGGAUGACAACAUAUGUUGCUCCAAAACCUGUAUGGACCAUUCAGCAUUAAUGGUGCCUUCACAGAUGUGUAAGUUACCCAUGCCUUGGGCACUAAUACACCCCCAUACCAUCACACAUGUGUAAGUUACCCAUGUCUUGGGCACUAAUACACCCCCAUACCAUCACACAUGUGUAAGUUACCCAUGCCUUGGGCACUAAUACACCCCCAUACCAUCACAGAUGCUGGCUUUUGAACUUUGCGCCUAUAACAAUCAGGAUGGUUAUUUUCCCCUUUGUUCUGGAGGACACCACGUCCACAGUUUCCAAAUAUAAUUUGAAAUGCGGACUCGUCAGACCACAGAAAACUUUUCCGCUUCGCAUCAGUCCAUCUUAGAUGAGCUCGGGCCCAGAGAAGCCGGCAGCGUUCCUGGUUGUUGUUGAUAAAUGGCUUUCGCUUUGCAUAGUAGAGUUUUAACUUGCACUUACAGAUGUAGCGACCAACUUUAGUUACUGACGGUGGUUUUAUGAAGUGUUCCUGAGCCUAUGUGGUGAUAUCCUUGACACACUGAUGUUGGUUUUUGAUGCAGUACCGCCUGAGGGAUCAACGGUCCGUAAUAUCGUCGCUUACGUGCAGUGAUUUCUCCAGAUUUUCUAAACCUUUUGAUGAUUUUACGGACCCUAGAUGGUAAAAUCCCUAAAUUCCUUGCAAUAGCUUGAUGAGAAAUGUUGUUCUAAAACUGUUCGACAAUUUGCUUACAAAUUGGUGACCCUCACCCCAUCCUUGUUUGUGAAUGACUUAGCAUUUCAUGGAAGCUGCUUUUAUAUCCAAUCAUGGCACCCACCUGUUCCCAAUUAGCCUGCACACCUGUGGGAUGUUCCAAAUAAGUGUUUGAUGAGCAUUCCUCAACCUAAUCAGUAUUUAUUGCCACCUUUCCCAACUUCUUUGUCACGUGUUGCUGGCAUCAAAUUCUAAAGUUAAUGAUUAUUUGCAAAAAAAAACUUUUUAUCAGUUUGAACAUCAAAUUUGUUGUCUUUUCAAGCCAUAUUCAACUGAAUAUGGCUUGAAAAGGAUUUGCAAAUCAUUGUUUUCCGUUUAUAUUUACAUCUAACACCAUUUCGCAACUCAAAUGGAAACGGGGUUUGUAAAUAAAUAAAUGAUAAAUGGGUUGUACUUGUAUAGCGCUUUUCUACCUUCAAGGUACUCAAAGCGCUUUGACACCACUUCCACAUUUACCCAUUCACACACACAUUCACACACUGAUGGAGGGAGCUGCCAUGCAAGGCGCUAACCAGCACCCAUCAGGAGCAAGGGUGAAAUGUCUUGCUCAGGACACAACGGACGUGACGAGGUUGGUACUAGGUGGGGAUUGAACCAGGGACCCUCGGGUUGCGCACGGCCACUCUGCCACUGCUCCCCAUUAGGGCUGCGAAUCUUUGGGUCUCCCACGAUUCGAUUUAAUAUCGUUUCUUGGGGUCACGAUUCGAUUCAAAAACUAUUUUUUUCCUGAUAUAAAAGGAUUGUGUAUUCAUUCAAUACAUAGAUUUCAGCAGGAUCUACCCCAGUCUGCUGACAUGCUAGCAGAGUAGUAGAUUUUUGUAAAAAGCUUUUAUAAUUGUAAAGGACAAUGUUUCAUCAACUGAUUGCAAUAAUGUAAAUUUGUUUUAACUAUUAAACGAACCAAAAAUA